Durio zibethinus is the source of this 748-nucleotide messenger RNA. RefSeq lists its product as uncharacterized. The record is from RefSeq and is a predicted model, not a curated record. Gene Ontology annotation, molecular function: fatty acyl-CoA hydrolase activity. NCBI's taxonomy places the organism in Eukaryota, Viridiplantae, Streptophyta, Magnoliopsida, Malvales, Malvaceae.
UUUUUUUUUUUAAGUUGAUAGGCAAUUUCUAAGUCAAAACUAAAAGUGAAAUUUGUAGCAAACAUGAGAGCAAAUGAUGAAUUAAAUCUCAGCAUAGCAUAAAUUAUUUAUUUUUGCACGUAACGUGGAGUGGCAAUUGCGAGAAGAGGCGGCCAAAGUGAAUAAUGGACUUGGAAACGGUGAAGAAAUACUUGGAGAAAGGAGGUGGCGAUGAAGACGGCAACGCCCUAACCACCCAGGGCAUGCCUUCCAGAUUCUUCCAAAACUUCAUCAUGCACGGUCUCCGCGUUGACCUCAUCGAGCAGGGACGGAUCCUCUGCUCCAUGAAAGUCCCUCCUCGUUUGCUGAACGCUGGUAAUUUCUUGCAUGGUGGAGCCACAGCAUCAUUGGUGGACUUGGUUGGCUCAGCAGUUAUAUACACUUAUGGAGUUAGUUCCAGUGGAGUUUCUGUGGAAAUUAAUGUCUCUUACUUGGAUGCUGCCUAUGUUGAUGAGGAAAUUGAGAUAGAGGCUAGGGCACUGCGUGUUGGGAAGACUGUUGCUGUUGUCAGUGUUGAAUUUCGGAAGAAAAACACUGGGAAAAUUGUUGCAGAGGGGCGUCAUACUAAGUAUCUUCCUGUCCAAAGUAAAAUGUAAAUAACAUUUAUAGCUGAACGGUCAUCCUUUAUUACAACUGAGUAAUAUGUUUUCCACAAAUAUUUAAUAGACUAAACACAUGCUCUUAAUAAGAGACCUUUAGUUGAAUUUCA